Molecule: messenger RNA, 1443 nt
Organism: Hyaloscypha bicolor E
Lineage: Eukaryota; Fungi; Ascomycota; Leotiomycetes; Helotiales; Hyaloscyphaceae
Product: Pkinase-domain-containing protein
Exons: 4
Coding region: 1-1443 (480 amino acids)
Biological process (GO): peptidyl-serine phosphorylation
Cellular component (GO): nucleus; cAMP-dependent protein kinase complex
Molecular function (GO): ATP binding; cAMP-dependent protein kinase activity
Source: RefSeq, a predicted model, not a curated record
AUGCCGUCAUUAGGAGGUUUUCUAAAGAAGAAACGGACGAGGGAGUCUCCGGGUCAAAAAGACCUAGCCUCUCCAACUUCAACUUCCAGCCAGCCCACCAGCCCGAUUACUCCGACCCCCUCUCGGGGCUUCGACAAUUCGAUAGCCUCUGUUACAACGCAAUCCACUGCCCCUGAGACCCUGAGUACAUCUCAGCCCGACGCCCCCCUCAAUCAAGCCAGUCCACCCACUGUGGGUGAACAGCAGCCAAUGACGCGAGGGCUUUCUCCUCAGCAACAGCAGGCCCUUCCUGUCCCAGCAGAUCAGCAGAACCUUCCAAGUAUCAGCAACCUCAUUAAUCCCCCCCAAAAUGACGGUGCCAGUAACUCGAAAAACGAGCAUUCGAACCCCGCAUCCGGCGAGAACACAACCUAUACUGGGAAUGACAGUUCACUCACAAGGGCCGCACCAGCUGUGCAAGCGCCACAAAUCAGGCAGACCAAGGGCAAAUAUUCAUUGGGGGAUUUCGAAAUACUUCGGACAUUGGGCACCGGUAGCUUUGGGCGGGUGCAUCUGGUCCAAUCGAAGCAUAAUCAACGAUUCUAUGCCGUCAAAGUGUUGAAAAAGCAGCAAGUGGUGAAGAUGAAGCAGGUGGAACAUACGAAUGAUGAGAGAAGAAUGCUCCAGGAAGUCAAGCAUCCUUUCCUCGUUACUCUCUGGGGGACGUUCCAAGACUCCAAGAACUUAUAUCUUGUGAUGGACUUCGUAGAAGGAGGGGAGUUAUUCUCUCUGUUGAGAAAAUCUCAGCGAUUUCCCAACCCUGUAGCAAAGUUCUACGCUGCCGAGGUGACCUUAGCACUCGAGUAUCUCCACAAAAAUCAGAUCAUCUAUCGAGAUCUGAAGCCUGAAAAUCUGCUUCUCGAUCGGCAUGGGCAUCUGAAAAUCACGGACUUUGGGUUCGCCAAGAAGGUUCCAGAUAUUACAUGGACUCUAUGCGGAACGCCAGAUUACCUGGCGCCAGAGGUUGUGUCCAGCAAGGGGUACAACAAGUCUGUUGACUGGUGGUCCCUCGGCAUAUUAAUCUUUGAAAUGCUUUGCGGGUUCACUCCCUUCUGGGACGGUGGGUCACCGAUGAAAAUCUAUGAGAACAUUCUGAAGGGCCGAGUAAAGUAUCCACCGUAUAUUCACCCUGAUGCCCAAGACUUGCUGCAACGCCUGAUCACGGCCGACCUGACGAAGCGGCUUGGAAAUUUGCAUGGUGGCUCAGAAGACGUCAAAAAUCACCAGUGGUUUGCAGAAGUCACGUGGGAAAGGCUGGCCAAAAAGGACAUCGAUGCUCCAUAUGUGCCUCCUGUCAAGGCUGGCGUUGGUGACGCCAGUCAAUUCGACAAGUAUCCCGAGGAAACAGAUCAUUACGGGCAAACGGGUCACGAUGAAUAUAAGAACCUCUUCACGGAUUUCUAA